AGGAGGCCACAGCCAUGGCGGUGGAGAACAUCAACCAGCUGCCGGAGAACAUCCUGCUGGAGCUGUUCACGCAUGUGCCAGCCCGCCAGCUGCUCCUGCGCUGCCGCCUGGUCUGCAGCCUCUGGCGCGACCUCAUCGACGUGGUGACCCUCUGGAAGCGCAAGUGCCUGCGGGAGGGCUUCAUCACCGAGGACUGGGACCAGCCCGUGGCCGACUGGAAGGUCUUCUACUUCCUCCGCAGCCUGCGCCGGAAUCUCUUGCACAACCCGUGCGCUGAAGAGGGCUUUGAAUUCUGGAGCCUGGACGUGAACGGAGGUGACGAGUGGAAGGUGGAAAAUCUCCCUGGAGACCAGAGGAAGGAAUUCCCCAAUGACCAGGUCAAGAGAUACUUCGUGACUUCUUAUUACACCUGCCUCAAGUCCCAGGUGGUGGACCUCAAGGCUGAAGGGUAUUGGGAGGAGCUGAUGGACAACACCCGGCCGGACAUCGAGGUCAAGGAUUGGUUCGCGGCCAGGCCAGACUGCGGGUCCAAGUACCAGCUGUGCGUUCAACUGCUGUCGUCCGCGCACGCGCCUCUGGGGACCUUCCAGCCAGACCCCGCGACCAUCCAGAAGAAGAGCGACGCCAAGUGGCGGGAGGUCUCCCACACCUUCUCCAACUACCCGCCGGGCGUCCGUUACAUCUGGUUUCAGCACGGCGGCGUGGACACUCACUACUGGGCCGGCUGGUACGGUCCCAGGGUGACCAACAGCAGCAUCACCAUCGGGCCCCCGCCUCCCUGACGCCCCCCACGCCCCGCCCUCCACCGAGCCCUGACCGGGCCAGGCUUCCCGUGGCUUGGAGAACAUGUCAAGCCCCUCGCCCACCUUGGACCACGCUGACCUCUCCCAGCAAGGACAAGGACGC
Sorex fumeus (smoky shrew) is the source of this 906-nucleotide messenger RNA. RefSeq names its product F-box only protein 44. Gene Ontology annotation, molecular function: ubiquitin protein ligase activity; protein binding. The transcript is spliced from 6 exons. Gene Ontology annotation, cellular component: SCF ubiquitin ligase complex; cytoplasm. Bases 15 to 782 code for a protein of 255 amino acids. Gene Ontology annotation, biological process: glycoprotein catabolic process; SCF-dependent proteasomal ubiquitin-dependent protein catabolic process. The record is from RefSeq and is a predicted model, not a curated record. NCBI's taxonomy places the organism in Eukaryota, Metazoa, Chordata, Mammalia, Eulipotyphla, Soricidae.